This is a messenger RNA of Hydatigera taeniaeformis, 1548 nucleotides long. NCBI's taxonomy places the organism in Eukaryota, Metazoa, Platyhelminthes, Cestoda, Cyclophyllidea, Taeniidae. The record is from the annotation of a GenBank genome assembly.
AUGGCUACUGAUGUGCUUGAUAUUCUGGACAUCGAAGAAUCUGGCGCUCGGAAGUCUUUAUUGAAUACAAAGUCUCUACUUGCCAGAACUGAUAAGGAUAAUUUGGUUCUCUAUCACUGGCGUCGUGAAGACACUGAUGCCAAUGAGGAGUAUCAUUUUGCUCGUCUCAACAAGCAUAUGGAAGUUCCAACGUACACCGAUGCCGACUAUAGGGCUUACCUGCAGGAUUCAAAAUGGACUCUUGAACGCACCAACCACCUAAUGGAGUUGGCGCGUCAGUUUGACGUUCGAUUCAUUCACAUGCACGACCGAUGGGAUGCGGAGAAGUUUUCGCCUAGGCCCUCCUUGGAGGAAUUAAAGGCUCGGUACUAUGGGAUACUCGGAAUCCUUGACAAGAUUCGAGGCACAAACCUCGGCCAAGGUCUACGAUAUGACAUUGAGCAUGAGAAACGCCGGAAGCAGCAAUUAAGCCUCCUUUACGGUCGCAGCAAGGACGAGGUGGAGGAGGAGGAGCGCCUUAUCGGCGAACUUGAGCGCAUUGAGGCGCGUCGAAGGGAACGCGAGAGGAAGAAGCAGGACCUUCAAAAGCUUAUCUCUCAGGCUGAAUCUGCCACUCGUGAAUUUAAUGACACAGGACACGACGAUUCGGCUGGCUCUCGGCGAACAACUUCUUUGGGUGGCGGUGGUGGAAUUUUUGGAAGCUCAACGCAGGUGGAGCGUCGAAGGUCGACUGUGGGCUCCCAAGGAGUUACUGGCUUAAUAGAGGGCCUUGGCGGUCGCGCUGGCGGUUCUCUCAGUACUGCUCUUGCUGCCACUUCGUCAGCUAUGGCUGGGACCUUGUCUGGUUGCGCAAAUCUGGCCUUUCCGGAUCUGUCGAAGACGCCGGGCGUGCAUCUGAACAGUCAAGGGAUGAAGUUGCCUGCGUCGUUGGGUCAGAAGAGGAUUCGCGUGAUAGAGAACUUCCUCUCGCAUUAUCAAAUGGAUCCUAGUCCUCCGGCGACUAAAGAAAUCGUGGAAGCGUACAAUCGGUUGCGCAGUAAUAUCCUCUUACUUUACGAUCUACGAGGCGCUCUUCUCCAGUGCGAUUACGAACUCCACGCCGCUAGGGCCCGUAUGGAACUAUUUGCCGCUGAGAGGAUUCCAUCAAGUCUUGCCAAUUUGACAUCGAAUUCUGGCAAAGCGGGUACCUCAGGUCCCGCUCCUCCUCCCGGCGUUGAUGCGAGUGUGUUGGCCGCGCUGAAGGCGGCCGAUUCGAAGCGCCCAGCCCCACCUCGUCAUUCCUUCGGUCAUGCGGGUUCUUUGGCUGCAGCUGCGGGCACUUUAGGGGGCUUGAACGCAAUUCCGCCUCCCGUUCCCUCGCCCAUGCCCUCACCCCACACCGCUUCUUCCCCAUCUCCCUUGGGUGAUGCUUCACCUGCCUACGCAUUUGGUGGCAGUCAGCAGCAGUCGACAUCGUCAUUGGCAUCACAACGGAGGAAACGCGCUGCUGCCGCUGAACAGGGCAGAGUAAUGAAGAAAUUGAAGACCAAAGGUCACCUACUGGAGUGA